Pseudophryne corroboree (corroboree frog) is the source of this 2723-nucleotide messenger RNA. RefSeq names its product oocyte zinc finger protein XlCOF7.1-like. The transcript is spliced from 7 exons. The record is from RefSeq and is a predicted model, not a curated record. The coding region runs from base 87 to 1286 and encodes 399 amino acids. Gene Ontology annotation, molecular function: DNA-binding transcription factor activity, RNA polymerase II-specific; RNA polymerase II cis-regulatory region sequence-specific DNA binding. Gene Ontology annotation, biological process: regulation of transcription by RNA polymerase II. NCBI's taxonomy places the organism in Eukaryota, Metazoa, Chordata, Amphibia, Anura, Myobatrachidae.
AGGCAGCAGGAGCAGAGAGCAGCCAUUGCUGUGUCUGGCAGCAGACACUCCAGCUGUGAGGAGCCAGAGUGUUUAUUACACGUCACAUGUUCUCUAUUCUCACUGAUUCACUGAUGAUGGACAAGGAAAGGAGUCCCAAGACGGAAAGGAUUUUACAUCUUACCCUGGAGAUCAUCUUCCUGCUGACUGGGGAGGAAUACACAGUGGUAAAGAAGACAUCUGGAGAGUGUGAGACACCCAGUAGUCGUCCCCAUGUGUCAGGAGUACUCAGCAGGACCCAGAGCUCCAUUACGGUGCCUCCACCUCACUCACUGAUACAUGAGAGACAAAUUGACCAGAAGAUCCUGGAACUCACCAACAAGAUCUUUCAGCCGCUGACUGGAGAGGAGGGGGAGUAUAUAGAGGAACACAGAGGUCUGUACAAGGAUGUGAUGAUGGAGAAUCACCGGCCCCUCACAUCACUGGAUGGGCCCAGUAACAGAGAUACCCCAGAGAGAUGUCCCCGUCCUCUGUAUUCCCAGGAUUGUACAGAGGAGAAUCACAGGACCCCACAGCAAGAUCAGGGUGAAGAUCUGACUAAUAUUAAAGUAGAAGAGAUAGAGGAAGAAGAGACGUAUGUGACUGAUAUGAAGGCAGAAGAUAUGGAUGGAGAAGAGAUGUAUCUGAGGGAUGAUCAUCAGUGCAAGGAGGAGGAAAUCCCUACAGAUAUCAGCACAGCAGAUGGACGCACAAGCAAGAAGACCUCAGAGGGAGAUCUCAUAUUGUAUACAGAUGAUUACAUCACACAGGAUUCUCCAGGAGACAUCCCAAUUACAGUAUAUCUACCCCCAGUAUCUCACAGUGCAGAUAUGUCAUCUGUUCCCUCUAAUUGUGAGGAAUACUCAUCCAUUAUUACUACACACAGUACAGCUCACAGAGUAGAUAAAAACUUUCUCUGUUCUGAGUGUGGGAAAUGUUUUACAAUGAAAUCACAUCUUAUUGCACAUCAGAGAAGUCACACAGGUGAGAAACCAUUUCCAUGCUCUGAGUGUGGGAAAUAUUUUGUACACAAAUCACAUCUUUUUAGACAUCAGAGAAAUCACACAGGGGUGAGGCCAUUUGCAUGCUCCGAGUGUGGGAAAUGUUUUACACGGAAAUCUUAUCUUCUUACACAUCAGAGACAUCACACAGGGGAGAAGCCAUUUCAAUGCUCUGAGUGUGGCAAAUGUUAUACUGACAAAUCAAAUCUUUCCAAACAUAGAAAAAGACAUAAAAAAGAUGAGCUGCCGCAGCCAUCUUCACUGUAACUUCAGCGGCUCUUUUGGCCAAUACUCAGCUUCUCAUACCUGCUUCUAUUGUGCCCUGGGUGAGUGUUUUGGGCUCUGCAGCUAUUUUGUCUUUCCCCUGGCAGUAUUCUGCUGUUUUCAUUAAGAAUAUCAUAGGAGGCUUCACAGACUGUGCCUUAUCUUAGUUUUCUGAGCAGUCUCUGGGAUUGCUUUAUAUAUCGUACCUGCCCUUAUCAGCUUAAAUGUGAAAUAUUACAUGAUGAUGCCUCCUGCUCACACGUCUCCUAUCACCCGAGUUGUUUGAUGGCCUAAUCCUUAGAAACAAAGUGGAGCCAUUAUUUAUUACAUCGAGUUGCCUACUGAGUUUACGUGCUUAAGCUGCCUCAUUAUGGCCACAAAAUUAAUCAAGGGGCCAUGGGGGUCAUUCAGAUCUGAUCGCUGGGCUGCGUUUUUUGCAGUCCCGCCAUCAGAUAGUCGCCGCCUACAGGGAGAGUGGGUUUUCAUGUGUAGCAGCCCAGGACUUACUCUUCCAGUGCGAUGGGAACAGGCUGAUCGGGACCGGAUUUGAUGUCAGACACCCUCCCUCAAAACGCUUGAGCCUGCCUGCGUUUUUACGGACACUCCCUGAAAACGGUCAGUUGCCACCCACAAAUGCCCUCUUCCUGUCAAUCUCCUUGUGAACACCAGUGCGAAAGGAUCCUUUGCACCAUCCUGUUGCUAUCCAGCGAUCCCUGUUGCUGCCGUCAGUCGCGCCUGCGUAUUGCGGUGCAUACGCAUGCGCAAUUCGGAUCGGAUUGCCCGCUGUGCGAAAACACACAUCACCGAUCAGAUCUGAAUGACCCCCUAAAUGCAAUAGUCUGCGAGCUGCGGCACUUUGUGUGAGUCUGCCCAUAUUUUUAAGGCGGCUAUUAUUUACAGGGCCUAGUUUUGCUUUGUAAAUGAUUUCCGCUUUAAAAGUAUGGGCAGACUUGCAUAGAUUUCCGCAGCUCACAGACUAUUACAUUUAGCCUAAUUACCUAUAUUAAUGGUGCUGGAGUAUCUGGCUCACAGAAGGGGUCACCUGCUUCUCCCGCCAAUGCAAGCCAAGGCCAACUGGCACUCUUUUGGUGGGAACUAUGAAACACCUCUCAAAUUAUAAAAGAAGUUGCUGAUGAUUUCCAUACCCCUUUCCAAGCGUGAUUCUAAUUACAAACAUCUUAUACCUUUUCGGGAACAUUCCCCAACCCCUCCCUAAACAGUUAUGCAAUACAUUUUAUAAAAUUAUAUGGCACGUCAUCUGAAAGGGGACUAAACCGAAAAUAGCAAGAGACAUCCUCUCUCUUCCUAAGAGUAUGGGCUUUAUUUAGAGUUGGACGCAGCCACUGCAUUCACAUGCAUGGCCACGUCCAAAGGGUUCUGUGCAUGCCAAGUAGCUGUAGUGCUACCCUACACUAUGCGAUCACAUCCCGAUAGUGAUUG